Chara braunii is the source of this 4414-nucleotide messenger RNA. Lineage: Eukaryota; Viridiplantae; Streptophyta; Charophyceae; Charales; Characeae. The record is from the annotation of a GenBank genome assembly.
GGAUGGCGAAGGCUGGAGCGAGUGAUUGGUGUGUUGAUUAAUUGAUGUGUGGAUUGAUGGGUUCAUUGUUGGAAUGGCUGGGCUUCUUUCAUGGGUCUAUCGUUUGAAAGGUAGGGCGACAUUAGAGACAAAGGAUUCGAAUGUCCUCCUUUCCUCACCACGUACAGGUGAUCUCCCCCGGCUUCUUGAAUGGCUGGAGAAGAGUCUGCAGGGUGAAGAGCUUAAUGCCGCGGACAUAUGUGAAGCUUGCAUCCGUAAGGAGACGACCAUGGGAGUUAGGCAGGCUGAAAAGCGCAAGAGGGAUGAUGCAGCAAUUGAGAAACAUGGAAGGAAGAGGAAGACGCCUGACGUAAAGGCGACCAAGGACUCAAAGAGGCAAACCAACCUUCUAGAACUGUGGUCAAGGAAGGCACAGCUUAAUGGCACUUGUGGUGAUUUUGUAGAUUUGACGACUCCAGAGCCCAGACGUCCAGCCGCGCAAGCGGAUCUUAAAGAAGACGACGGUGAAGCAGGACUACAUCAUGGGGUCCAGUAUAGGGGGGGUGAUGUUGAGGUCAUUGAUUUGACGACCCCACAGUGCAGGCUCUCUUCUGGUCAAGCAACGAGUAACUCGAGUCAUUGCCAAGGAUCGCCUGGUCCAGAGCGUCAACAUUCUGCCAGUCCUAUAGAUGUUGUAGAUUUAACUCAUGGAGAUUUGCAGCAUAGACGUUCAGCAGGGCUGUUCAGAAAUGCAGGUAGCCAAGGAAAACCGCAGGAAAAUGAUGAGGAACUUGAGAGGGUGAAGGCUGAGACGUUGCGGAAGUUGAGCAAGUUGAAGAAAGACGAGGAGAGGAAGAUUGGGGAGAGUCAGGUACCGCCAAAUGUGGAUGAGCUGAGUGUUGAGAUUGGAACGAGGAGGCAAGAUGGACAAGGACAGAAGAAAGAUGCUGUUGAUAGACUGUAUGUGGAGGAGGUUGAGCAGAGAUGUGCAGGGGAGAAAGGAAAGGUGUGGCUGGGGCAUGGUAAGGAGGAGGCUGUGGAGUGGGAGAGGCAGGAAGAGGCACAAAUGGAAGGCUCAGCGAUGAGAACAGAAGAAGAAAGCAGAAUAAAGGAGAACAAGGACACCGUAGUGAGGAAGAAUAGGGAGGCACACGAAUUCAGAGCAGAGGAGGAUGUGGGUGUGAGGGAGAAAAAAGGCACAGGAAAACACAUAGGAACCGAAAAGGAAGUAAUAUUGGAGCAGCAAGGCAUGCGUGAACACACUGAACCUCUGAACGUGCUGACGGAGAAGGAAGGGGAUGGAAGGAAAAGUCAGGACCAGGAGGAGAAGGGGCAGAGGGAGGAAGAGGAAAGGAACCUUAGAGAGGACGAGGCCAGAAGUGUUGAGGAGCAGAAGCAAAGAAUGGAGGAGGAGAGGAUUACAAAAAUGGAGGAGGAGAGGAUUAAAAAAAUGGAGGAGGUGAGGAGGCGCCUGGAGGAGGAGAAAAGGUGCAAGGAGGAGAGAGAGAGGAGGCAAAUCGAGGAACAGAAAAUGAGGCAAAUUGAGGAACAGAAAGUGAGGCAGAUGGAGGAAUUAGACAGGAGGUGCAAGGAGCAAGAGGAAGGAAUGAGGAAAGAGCAGGAAGCACAGAAAUUGAGAGACGAAAAAAAGAGAGCCAGAGAAGAACAAAUAACGAGGCUCGAAGAGGAGGAGGAACGAAGGAAGAAGAGAAUUGAGGAGCUGAAGAAGCGCUUGGAGGAGGAACGGAUGAGGUACUAUGAGAAGGAGAAACGGAUGCAGGAGGAAGAGGAGGAGAAAAAGCGCACUGAGGAGGAGCAGAAAAGACAGAUGGAGGAGGAGAGAAGGUGCAGAGAGGCAGAAGCACAAAGGAAGAGAGAGGCAGAAGCUCGGAGGCUUGAGGAAGAACAGAGGCGGAGACUGGAAGAGCAGGAAGCUCGGAGGGUUGAGGAGGAGCAGAAGCGGAGACAGGAAGAGCAGAGAGCAAAAAGAAUGGAGGAGUUAAGGAAACGAAUGGAGGAGGCACUGAAGAAGGAGAGAAGGCGCAAGGAGGAGAAGAGGCGCAUGGAGGAGGAGGAGAAGAGGCGCAUGGAGGAGGAGGAGGAGAGGCGCAUAGAGGAGGAAAAGAGGAGAGUGGAGGAGGAGAAGAGGCGCAUGGAGGAGGAGGAGAAGAGGCGCAUGGAGGAGGAGAAGAGGCGCAUGGAGGAGGAGGAGAAGAGGCGCAUGGAGGAGGAGGAGAAGAGGAGAAUGGAGGAGGAGGAGAAGAGGAGAAUCGAGGAGCGGAGGGCCAAAAGAAAGGAGGAGCUAAUGAAGUAUUUUGAGGAGGCAAGGAAAAAGUACCUCGAGGAGAAGAGAAAACGCGUGGAGGAGGAGGAGAAGAAAAGACACAUGGAGGAGGAAAAAAGGCGCCUGGAAGAGGAGAAAAGUCGUCUGGAGGAGGUGGAAAGAAAACGCUUAGAGGAGGAGAGGAGACUAGAGGAGGAGAAGGAGAGGAGGGAAGAUGAGAGAAGGCAGAGAGAAGAACGUGAGAGAAGGCAUAGGGAAGAGGAGGAGAGGAGGCAACGUGAGGAGGAGAGAAUGCGGAAAGAGGAAGAGGAACGGAGAUGCAGGGAGGAAGAGGAGAGGAGGCACAGAGAAGAAGAAGAGAGGAGACUCAGGGAGGAGGAGAUGGCAAGGGAAGAGAAAAGGCGGGAACAGCUACGGCUGGAUGAAAUCAGGAGGAAACAGGAGGAAGAACGGAGGCAAAUGGAAGCUGAAAGAGAUCGGCAAAGAAAGGAGAAAGUGAAGAAGGCGAAGGAGGAGGUUGCGGAGAUGGAAAGGAAGGAUAGAGAAGAAGAAAAAGCAAGGAUGGAGAAAGAGAAGCGGGAAGAAGAAUUGAGGAGGGAAAAGGAGGAGAUGAAAAGGAGGAGGCAGGAAGAGUUGGAAGAAAAGCGCCAGGAAGAGAGGAGGCAACGGGAACUCGAAGAGAAGAAACGCGUAGAAGCAGCAGCUAAGAAGGCAGCAGAAGAGAAGGCAAAAGCUGAAGAAGCCAAUAAAAAAGCUGAAGAGGCCAUGAGGAGAGCUCAGUUAGAGAGGAAGAGGCAGCUUUAUGAGGAGAUGUCCAAGAAACAGGAAGAGGAGAGGCGCAAAACGGAUGAGGAAUUGAAGCGGAAGCUGGAAGAGCAAAGGCGUCUGGAAAGGGAUAGGCAAGCGCUGAACGAGGAGCUAAAGAAGGCUGCCGAUCUUGAGAGGAAGAGACAAGAAGACGUCGAGAGACAGAAGAAAGCAGAUAUCAUGAGAAAAUUCCAGGAAGCUGAACGGAAGCGGCAGGAGAGGAGGCAGGAGGAGGCACGUCGAGCACGUCAAGCAGCAGAGGAGAAAAGGCGAGAGGCAGAGCUGAAGAAGGAAGAGGAGGAGAGGCGCAAGGCAGAACGAGCAGCAGCAAAUGAAGAGAAGAGGCAAGAGGCCGCUCGCAAGAAGGAAUUCAUGCAGAGAAGGAAGGCAGAAGAGGCUUCGGCAAGGCAGGCAAAUGGAAAGCCUCAUGAAGAUGCUCAGCCCAAGCCUGAGAGAUCAAGGGCAGAUGCAGAGGCUGAAGCGAAGGCGCAGGCUGACUAUAGAGCUAAAAUGGACCGUAAGUAUUGGGAGUGGGCAGAGCAGCAGCGGCGUGCUUAUGCAGCGAAGCAAGCGUCUAACGCCGUUGCAUCAAAAGGCAGGGGAACACACGGCAUGCAAGGAAUUGGAUAUGCGCAAUAUGAGCAGAUGUGGAAUGAUCUGAAGGUAAAUGCGAGUUCGCGACCCCUUCGAUUGCAAGACAUUCCGUGGCCGCCUGCAGACAAUCCCUUGUUCCUUGAACAUACGGACACACCGGAGAUCAGGAGGAAGAAGAUGAAAACAGCUUUGCUGAGGUUCCAUCCUGACAAGUUCACAGGGCUACUCCAAGGAAGGCUGGCUGAGGACGAGAAGGCGGCGAUCAUGGAGAGGAUGAAUGCUCUUGCAAAAGCUACAAUCCAGUGGAAAAACACAAUUCAAUGUGUAUGAGAAGUCUGACUGGAUCUGUACAGAAUUGAAGUGACUAUGGGAGGAUUGUAGGGGGCACCGUUAUUCGCCAUCCAUUGAUUGGUAUGUGCCCUUCGUCUGUCGAGAGUCCAUCUCUUGUCUUGUAUAUGCGGAUGGAGGCUGCCGGAGCUGGAGUGUUGUCAGCAUCCCCCCUCGCUACAUUUGUCAUGGGAGUUUGAAGUUUGAACAAUAAUUGCCGAUGCAUCGCUCUGGAGUUUCUCAAGGCUGACAGACCUGGAGUGGUGUGAAGGCUGUGGUCUUCAUGGAAUGAGCAUGGAGGAAUGGUAAGCCAUUGUCCUGGCGAGGGCAUGCGGACCCAACCAGCCAGCCACUUUACGCCUCCCACAUAUUACACUGUAGCCUUUGCAUCUCUGACACAUAUUACACUGUAGCCUUUGCAUC